CUGUCGGCAGUGUAACCUUAAAAUGUCCCCGACCUCACAACACGCACGGAACGAAAAUAUUGUAAACACUGCGGACCAACAUCUAGCUGCACCGCUGAACGUUCUCUGUUGGUUGUAGAUCAUGGGAGUCCACGGACUGUGGAAGUUACUGGAGAGUUCAGGAAGACCAAUCAACCCGGAGAGUCUGGAGGGAAAGAUCCUGGCUGUUGACAUCAGUAUCUGGCUGAACCAGGCUGUGAAGGGAGUGCGAGCUCGAGAUGGGAGCAGUGUUCAGAACGCUCACCUCCUCACUCUGUUCCACCGGGUCUGCAAGCUGCUCUACUUCCGCGUCCGGCCCGUGUUUGUGUUCGACGGGGACGCUCCCCUGCUCAAGAGGCAGACUCUGGCUGUGAGGCGACAAAGGAGGGAGGAGCUGACCAGAGAGUCUAAACAGACCAACGAGAAACUCCUCAAGACGUUCCUCAAACGCAGAGCCAUUCAGGCUGUUCUAGGAGAACAAAGUGAAGAGCCAGUCCUGAGUCUGUCAAAUGUGAGGAAAGAUGAGGAGGACAUCUACAUUCUGCCCGCUCUACCAGUUGUGGAUAAGGAGAACAGCUCUGGAGAAGAAGAAGCAGCAGAAGAUGAAGAGAGAUCUGGAGAUCAUAAAACGGACAGCCAUCACAUGUAUCAGGGAGAGAUGCACGGUGAUCCUAACUCAGUCGAUAUAAACGGUGAAGAGUUCAGCGAUCUUCCUCUGGAGGUCAGACACCAGAUCCUCAAAGACAUGAAGGAGUUUAGCAAGAGACGCAGAACCAUGUACCAGCCCCCCCCUGAGUGUUCUAGAGACUUCUCUCAGUAUCAGCUGGAAGGUCUCCUGCAGAGGAAGCAUCUGAACCACCGUCUGGUGGAGGUGGAGCGAGAGAUGAACCAUAACAGCGCAGGGGCGGGGCCACAGCUCUGCGGAGACCAGGACCAUUCCAACCAGAACCAAACCAUAGAGACACGCAGACUGCUCUCUGAGGAUUCUACUCACUACAUCCUCAUUAAAGGCGGCCAGAAGAAGAAGGCGAAGGUCCCUGAUAACCAGCCUGCAGCCCUUCCCUGGUCGGGGGGCCCGCUGUCAGGGGCCCGGAGACCCCGGGCGGGCCGACCCCAGCCGCUGUGGAGCACCGUCUGCGAGGAGGAGGAGGAGGAGGAGGAGGAGGAGGAGGAGGAGGAGGAGGAGGAGGAGGAGGAGGAAGAGAAGCAAGCCUCAUCUUCCUCUUCGGCCCCCACACCCAACCACCUCCCCCCCUCCCCUCGCACCCUGCAGGCCAUCCAAGCGGCCAUGGAGAGCGGCUCAGAGGAGGAGCAGGAGCAGUUAGGGAGGAGGAGGAGGAGGAGUAGGAGCGUCUCCCCACGCACAGCUCUGGCCAUCCAACAAGCCCUGGCUGAGGAGGGGGAGGGGGAGGAGGCAGGUCCACUCCCCACCCUACCACCAACAACGCUGCAGCUCCCCACUCCAUCAGCACCCCAGCUCCCCACCCUAACCCCGCCACCAGUACAGCUCCACACGCCAACACCACCUCCACCACCACCACCCCCACCACCACCAAAGCUCCCCACUGCUUCUCCACCACAGCUCGACAGCAGCGCAACAGCGAAUAGCCGGCCCGGUAUGACUAUUCCGACCAAUCAGAAAGGCCGUGGGGUUGUCCUAUCAGGUGGUUGGCUGGACAGCAGUUCAGAAGAGGAGGAGGUGGAGGAGGUGAUUAGAGAGGAGGUGCCCAGGGAGGAGAACAAACUGGGAGGGAGGAGGACUGUAGAGGAGACGUCGGACCGGUCGAAGCCGGGAGAGAAGCUUCCAGAACCCAUCAAGAUAAACGAGGAGAGGGAGGGGGAGGAGGGAGAUGUGGUGUUGGUGGAGGAGGAGGAGGAGGAGGAGGAUGAAGGUGUGAUGGAUGAUGGGAGCGAUUCAGAAGAUAGCUUCAUCCAGGUGUCUGAUGAGGAGGAGCCGAAACAGGAAGAGGAUGAUGAUGUCACAGAAACAGGGAAUAGGCCUCCGGCCUAUUCGGCCAGCCCAGGUACCCAGAAUGAUGAGGACCAGAAGGAGGAGGUAGAGCAGAAGGAGGAGGUACAGCAGAAGGAGGAGGUAGAGCAGAAGGAGGAGACACGGAAGGAGGCGGUACCGCAGAAGGACGAGGAGGAGGAGGAGGUGACCAAGGCGUGGGAUGGUGUUGACAUGGCCGAGCUGGAGGCGCUAGAGAGCUGUCUGGAGGAGGAGCAGGCCAGCCUGAGACAGCAGAAGGACAAGCAGGAGAGGACGGCGGCCAGCGUCAGUGGACAGAUGUGCCUGGAGAGCCAGGAGCUGCUGCGUAUGUUUGGCGUGCCGUACAUGGUGGCGCCGUCGGAGGCGGAGGCCCAGUGUGCGUGUCUGGACCGCCGCGAGCUGACCCACGGGACCAUCACAGACGACUCAGACGUCUGGCUGUUUGGAGGGAGACACGUCUACAGGAACUUCUUCAGCCAGAGCAAAUACAUAGAGCACUACCAGUACACUGACCUGCACAACCAGCUGGGUCUGGACCGCAGCAAGCUGAUCAACAUGGCGUACCUUCUGGGCAGCGACUACACCGACGGCGUCCCGGGGGUGGGCUACGUCACCGGCAUGGAGAUCCUGAACGAGUUCCCUGGACCCAAUCUGGAGCCCCUCACUCAGCUCAGCACAUGGUGGUCGGCGGCCAAGCAGAGGAAGGCGUCGGACCCGCGGGACUCCAAGGUGAAGAAGAAGCUGCGCUCCCUCCAGCUGACGGCCGGCUUCCCCAAUCCGCUCAUAGCGCAGGCCUACCUGCACCCCACCGUCGACCAAUCAGAGAGCGCCUUCAGCUGGGGACGCCCUCACCUGGAGCAGAUCAAAGAAUUCUGCCAGAGUCGGUUUGGCUGGACCAAUAAGAAGACAGACGAGGCUCUACAGCCAGUCAUCAAACAGCUGAACAGCCAGCAGAGCCAGCCGCGAAUCGACUCCUUCUUCCGCCAGGAGCAGCAGGAGCAGAAGGAGGUGCGCAGCACUAGGCUCCGCAGGGCGGUCACCUGCAUGAAGAGGAAGGAGCGGGAGGAGCGGGAGGAGCAGACGGAGGAGUCCCUCUCGCCUUCCAAAUGCAAACAGGCCAAGCCAGCGGAGGGGAGGAAGGAGGUGUCUGUAGGGGGAGGAGAAGGAGGAGGAGGAGGAGGUGGCUUCCUGGGGGCAGAGGUUAGGGGAGAAGGAGCUCCUCUCAGUUCUCCGAGGAAGAGGAGGGAGGAGGAGGUCCCCCGCACGCCUCCCACGGGGGCGGAGGAGCCGGCCCGCUCCUCUCUCCUGCGGGGGGAGGAGCGGGGGGAGGAGCGGGAGGAGGAGAGCAGCGGUUCUGACAACAGCAGUGACGGGGGGCGGGAUGUCACCAUGGUAACGGCCAAGUCGGUGUUUGAGGGCAGCAGGGGGGGGCGGAGCAGGGGUGGGAGGGGCCGGGGGGGUAGGAGGGGGAGGGCAGGGGGAAGGAGGGGGAGGCUAUAAAGUGAACCCUCCAGAGUUGUUGUUAAUCAAGGAUAUUCGAGCAAGCUGGCGCUACCUAGCUCUUUAGCUUACUAGCCCUCGAGCUAACUAUUCAUCUACCAUGUUAGCCAUUAACUACCACUAUACAGAGGUAGCCAGAUCAUGUUUUUCUGUUAUGUCUGUAUUUGUAAUGACAUAUUUUUGGAUUGAAUAAAAAAAGUUGAAUACA
Molecule: messenger RNA, 3716 nt
Organism: Gadus morhua (Atlantic cod)
Lineage: Eukaryota; Metazoa; Chordata; Actinopteri; Gadiformes; Gadidae
Gene: ercc5
Product: excision repair cross-complementation group 5
Exons: 16
Coding region: 122-3508 (1128 amino acids)
Biological process (GO): nucleotide-excision repair
Cellular component (GO): nucleus
Molecular function (GO): single-stranded DNA binding; DNA endonuclease activity
Source: RefSeq, a predicted model, not a curated record